This is a messenger RNA of Rangifer tarandus platyrhynchus (Svalbard reindeer), 3141 nucleotides long. The record is from the annotation of a GenBank genome assembly. Lineage: Eukaryota; Metazoa; Chordata; Mammalia; Artiodactyla; Cervidae.
AUGAGGAGGUUCCUGAGGCCUGGACACGACCCUGCGAGGGAGAGGCUCAAGAGGGACCUCUUCCAGUUUAACAAGACGGUGGAGCAUGGCUUCCCCCACCAGCCCAGCGCCCUCGGCUACAGCCCCUCCCUGCGCAUCCUGGCCAUCGGCACCCGCUCUGGGGCUGUCAAGCUCUAUGGUGCCCCAGGGGUGGAGUUCAUGGGCCUGCACCGCGAGAAUAACACCGUGGUGCAGAUCCACUUCCUGCCUGGCCAGUGCCAGCUGGUCACCCUGCUGGACGACAACAGCCUGCACCUGUGGAGCCUGAAGGUCAAAGGCGGGGUGUCGGAGCUGCAGGAAGAUGAGGCGUUCACGCUGCGUGGCCCCCCGGGGGCUGCCCCCAGCGCCACGCAAAUCACCGUGGUCCUGCCACACUCCUCCCGCCAGCUGCUCUACCUGGGCACCGAGAGUGGCAACGUGUUCGCAGUGCAGCUGCCAGCCUUCCGCGUGCUGGAGGACCGGGCCAUCAGCUCGGACACUGUGCUGCAGCGGUUGCCAGAGGAGGCGCGCCACCGGCGGGCGUUUGAGAUGGUGGAGGCUCUGCAGGAGCACCCCCGGGACCCCGGCCAGAUCCUCAUCGGCUACAGCCGGGGCCUCGUGGUCAUCUGGGACCUGCAGGGCAGCCGCGUGCUCUCUCAUUUCCUCAGCAGCCAGCAACUGGAAAACGUCUGCUGGCAGCGGGACAGCCGUCUGAUCGUCAGCUGCCAUUCUGACGGCAGCUACUGCCAAUGGCGCAUGUCCAGCGACGCCCCGCAGCCGGAGCCUGUGCGCAGCUGUGUGCCUUACGGUCCUUUUCCUUGCAAAGCUAUUACCAAAAUCUUCUGGCUGACCACCAAGCAGGGGUUGCCCUUCACCAUCUUCCAGGGCGGCAUGCCGCGGGCCAGCUACGGGGACCGCCACUGCAUCUCCGUGGUCCACAACGGCCAGCAGACAGCCUUCGACUUCACCUCCCGCGUCAUUGAUUUCACUGUCCUCGUCGAGGUGGACCCUGCAGCUGCCUUCGAUGACCCCUAUGCCCUAGUUGUGCUGGCCGAGGAGGAGCUGGUGGUGAUUGACCUGCAGACGGCUGGUUGGCCGCCGGUCCAGCCUCCCUACCUGGCCUCCCUACACUGUUCUGCCAUCACCUGCUCCCACCAUGUCUCCAACAUCCCGCUGAAACUGUGGGAACGCAUCAUAGCAGCCGGCAGCCGGCAGAGCACACACUUCUCCACCAUGGAGUGGCCCAUUGACGGCGGCACCAGCCUGGCCCCGGCCCCGCCGCAGAGGGACCUGCUGCUCACGGGGCACGAGGACGGCACGGUGCGGUUCUGGGACGCCUCAGGCGUCUGCCUGCGGCUGCUCUACAAGCUUAGCACCGUGCGGGUGUUCCUCACUGACACAGACCCCAACGAGAGCCUCAGUGCCCAGGGCGAGGAAGAAUGGCCACCCCUCCGCAAGGUGGGCUCCUUUGACCCCUAUAGUGAUGAUCCUCGGCUGGGCAUCCAGAAGAUUUUCCUCUGCAAAUACAGCGGCUACCUGGCUGUGGCUGGCACAGCAGGGCAGGUGCUCGUGCUGGAGCUGAACGACGAGGAGGCAGAGCACGUGGUGGAGCAGGUGGAGGCCGACCUGCUGCGAGACCAGGAGGGCUACCGCUGGAAGGGCCACGAGCGGCUGUGUGCCCGCCCGGGGCCUGUGCACUUUGAGCCCGGCUUCCAGCCCUUCGUGCUGGUGCAGUGCCAGCCCCCGGCCGUGGUCACCUCCUUGGCCCUGCACUCCGAGUGGCGGCUCGUGGCCUUCGGCACCAGCCACGGCUUCGGCCUCUUUGACCACCAGCAGCGGCGGCAGGUCUUUGUCAAGUGCACGCUGCACCCCAGUGACCAGCUUGCCUUGGAGGGCCCGCUGUCCCGCGUGAAAUCCCUGAAGAAGUCCCUGCGCCAGUCCUUCCGCCGGAUCCGCCGCAGCCGGGCGUCCAGCAGGAAGCGGCGGCCCGCUGGCCCUCCGGGAGAGGUGCAGGAGGGGAGCAGCAGGGCAGAGCGGACCGGACUGCAGAACAUGGAGCUGGCGCCCGUUCAGCGCAAGAUCGAGGCGCGGUCAGCAGAGGACUCCUUCACGGGUUUCGUCCGGACCCUCUACUUCGCCGACACCUACCUGAGGGACAGUUCCCGCCACUGCCCCUCGCUGUGGGCUGGCACCAAUGGCGGCACCGUCUACGCCUUUGCCCUGCGCGUGCCCCCUGCCGAGCGGAGAAUGGAUGAGCCAGUGCGGGCGGAGCAGGCCAAGGAGAUCCAGCUGAUGCACCGAGCGCCCGUCGUGGGCAUCCUGGUGCUGGACGGACACAGCGUGCCCCUUCCCGAGCCCCUGGAAGUGGCCCACGACCUGUCAAAGAGCCCGGACAUGCAGGGGAGCCACCAGCUGCUCGUCGUGUCAGAGGAGCAGUUCAAGGUGUUCACGCUACCCAAGGUCAGUGCCCGGCUGAAGCUGAAGCUGACCGCCCUGGAGGGCUCGCGGGUGCGGCGGGUCAGCGCUGCCCGCUUCGGCAGCUGUCGAGCCGAGGACUACGGGGAGCAUCACCUGGCCGUCCUCACCAACCUGGGCGACGUCCAGGUGGUCUCGCUGCCCCUGCUCAAGCCCCAGGUGCGGUACAGCUGCAUCCGCCGGGAGGACGUCAGUGGCAUCGCCUCAUGCGUCUUCACCAAAUACGGCCAAGGUUUCUAUCUGAUCUCACCCUCCGAGUUUGAGCGCUUCUCUCUUUCCACCAAGUGGCUGGUUGAGCCCCGAUGUCUGGUGGAUUCAGCAGAAUCAAAGAACCGCAGCCGCCCACGCAACAGGUCAGGCCCCGAGAAGUCCUUGGGCCGAGCCAGGAACUCAGGCAGCCAGAGUGAUGGAGAGGCGCGGAGGUCGGGCCCUGUGAUGGAGCAUGCUCUACUCAAUGACGAGAGGGUUCUGAAGGAGAUCCAGAGCACGCUGGAGGGAGACCGAGGGAGCUGUGGCGAUUGGCGUUCUCAGCGCGUGGCCGUGGGGUACAGCCUCAGCAACGGGGGAGGUAGGGGCUCUGGGCACUGCUGCGGGCUUGGCGGGGUGCACCAAGGUCAGCCUGGUUCCAGCCUCCAAGGGGCUAAGUAA